This is a messenger RNA of Penaeus monodon (black tiger shrimp), 939 nucleotides long. RefSeq names its product ribosome-binding protein 1-like. NCBI's taxonomy places the organism in Eukaryota, Metazoa, Arthropoda, Malacostraca, Decapoda, Penaeidae. The record is from RefSeq and is a predicted model, not a curated record. The coding region runs from base 1 to 939 and encodes 312 amino acids. The transcript has 2 exons.
AUGGAAUACGAAAGACUUGCACUGAAAUCUAGAUUUUACUCUAUUGUAACAUCUGUGAAAUUCACCGAGAGAUCCUGGUGCCUUAACGAGCGGUGCCCAACGAGCGGUGCCCCAACGAGCGGUGCCCAACGAGCGAUGCCCGAACGAGCGAUGCCCGAACGAGUGGUGCCCCAACGAGCGAUGCCCAACGAGCGAUGCCCGAACGAGUGGGUGCCCCAACGAGCGGUGCCCGAACGAGCGGUGCCCAACGAGCGGUGCCCAACGAGCGGUGCCCCAACGAGCAGUGCCCCCAAAGUAGCGGUGCCCAAACGAGCGGUGCCCCAACGAGCGGUGCCCCAACGAGCGGUGCCCCCCAAAGAGCGGUGCCCCAACGAGCGGUGCCCCAACGAGCGGUGCCCCAACGAGCGGUGCCCGAACGAGCGGUGCCCAACGAGUGGUGCCCCAACGAGCGGUGCCCGAACGAGUGGUGCCCCAACGAGCGGUGCCCGAACGAGCGGUGCCCCAACGAGCGGUGCCCAACGAGCGAUGCCCGAACGAGCGAUGCCCAACGACGGUGCCACAACGAGCGGUGCCCAACGAGCGGUGCCCCAACGAGCGGUCCCCAACGAGCGGUGCCCCAACGAGCGGUGCCCCAACGAGCGGUGCCCCAACGAGCGGUGCCCAACGAGCGGUGCCCCAACGAGCGGUGCCCGAACGAGCGGUGCCCGAACGAGCGGUGCCCCAACGAGCGGUGCCCGAACGAGCGGUGCCCAACGAGCGGUGCCCCAACGAGCGGUGCCCAACGAGCGGUGCCCGAACGAAACGAUGCCCCAACGAGCGGUGCCCCAACGAGCGGUGCCCCAACGAGCGGUGCCCAACGAGCGGUGCCCGAACGAGCGGUGCCCCAACUCUCGGCGCCACGGACUCAUACGACUCGUCAACUAUAUUACCAGUUUAUAA